AUGGCCGACGACCACAUCCUCACGCUGACGUGCCCCGACAAGCCGGGCAUCGUGCACGCCGUCACGGCCGUCUUCGCCUCGCACGGGCACAACAUCCUCGACCUGCGCCAGUUCAGCGACCCCGCGUCGAGGCGCUUCUUCAUGCGCGCUCCGGCUCCGGCCCCGGCCCCGGCCCCGGCGCCACCGACCACCUCGCCGCGCCCUUUGCGGCGCUCGCGGCCGACUACGACAUGA
This is a messenger RNA of Hirsutella rhossiliensis, 234 nucleotides long. RefSeq names its product ACT domain-containing protein. Gene Ontology annotation, molecular function: formyltetrahydrofolate deformylase activity. The transcript is spliced from 2 exons. The coding region runs from base 1 to 234 and encodes 77 amino acids. Lineage: Eukaryota; Fungi; Ascomycota; Sordariomycetes; Hypocreales; Ophiocordycipitaceae. The record is from RefSeq and is a predicted model, not a curated record. Gene Ontology annotation, biological process: 'de novo' IMP biosynthetic process.